AUGGCGGACGCGCAGACGUAUCGCCUCAGAAGUUCUCAGAAGAGAACAGGUGUUGUCACAAAUCGGCUCUACAGAAAAAUCUGGAGUGUGUGUCUCUCUUCAGACUGCUACGUGGCUGAUGAACUGAUUGUGUCUCGAGCGGGUCGUAGAGUGCGUGUGGGAAACACUGAUGUUGAAGGCCGGACGGUCAAUGUGGACCUUCUCUGUGAGAUGAAGGAGAAGGCGGUGAAAGAAGCGUCUCCACAUCUGUUCACCAUUGCCACCCUGACUGGUCACGCCAUCAGAGCCAUGGGACCAAACUACUCUAUUAUAAUGGAUAAUGGAGCUGCUCACCGCUCAGGCAAUGCCUUACAGUGGCAGAAAGCGGGCGAGGUUCUGGGCGAUUUGUUUGAAGUGUCCACCAUCCGUCGGGAGGAUUAUGAUUUCCACAAAGGAAAGUCAGAGUAUGAGGACAUUCUUCAGUCCAAUAAUCUGCCCUCCUCUGCCACGCCAAGGGGACACCAGGCCCCCGCAGCCUUCCUCAUCAUGGCCUCUGGACUGGACAAGCAUGGAGUCGACUCUGACAGACCCCUGCCCUACUCCCACAUUGACAUCGCUGGAUCCAGUGGGCCCUUCCCAGGAGUCCCCACUGGGGCCCCUCUGCUUGCCAUGGCAACCAAAUACAUCCUUCAGCACUGAGAUGCCACCUGUCCAUUAUUCUGACCAUUUAUCCACACAUCCCUCCAUUUUGGCCUAGUGCAUUUGUCCAGUUCAGUGAUCUGAAGUCCAGCCUCAUUCAGUACGUCUUGCUUUAACAGAAGCUUCUCAGGUCCUUGAUCAAUCAGUUGUUCCUGUAAAACUAGGUUGAUAUCUUUCACUGUUCACUCUCUGCCCAUGAAAAGCAUCUCCAUCUAUUGCUUUCUCUUCUCUGUAUUUCCAUGCUUUUACUCCAUCCAUCAAGAGUCACGUCCCUUCAGACUCUACUCGGUGCCGUCCUCAAUCUUCAGCCGAAUCCAGCCUGAUCACUUCCCUCACAGCCUUUCUGUACAUUUAAAUACCGAUACAUUCAGCCUUACCCUCAUAAGGUCUUAAGGAAGGGUGUAUGGGAUGGGUCAGUGUUGGAUUG
Colossoma macropomum (tambaqui) is the source of this 1105-nucleotide messenger RNA. Its product is annotated as putative aminopeptidase W07G4.4. The transcript is spliced from 6 exons. Bases 1 to 678 code for a protein of 225 amino acids. Lineage: Eukaryota; Metazoa; Chordata; Actinopteri; Characiformes; Serrasalmidae. Gene Ontology annotation, molecular function: metalloaminopeptidase activity; manganese ion binding. The record is from RefSeq and is a predicted model, not a curated record. Gene Ontology annotation, biological process: proteolysis. Gene Ontology annotation, cellular component: cytoplasm.